Molecule: messenger RNA, 1268 nt
Organism: Talpa occidentalis (Iberian mole)
Lineage: Eukaryota; Metazoa; Chordata; Mammalia; Eulipotyphla; Talpidae
Product: olfactory receptor 14A16-like
Exons: 2
Coding region: 5-1183 (392 amino acids)
Biological process (GO): G protein-coupled receptor signaling pathway
Cellular component (GO): membrane
Molecular function (GO): olfactory receptor activity; G protein-coupled receptor activity; odorant binding
Source: RefSeq, a predicted model, not a curated record
UGUGAUGAACACAGCUGGAACCUUCUCUUUGUCCUACUGUGGGUCCAACGUGGUCCACCAGUUCUUCUGUGACAUCCCCCAACUUAUGGCUAUUUCCUGCUCAGGAAAUUUAAUGAACGAACUUGUCCCCAUGUUCAUUAGUGCGGUGAUGGAUUCCUCUUGUUUUAUUUUCAUCGUAAUUUCCUAUGUCCACAUCUUCUCUGCUGUCAAGAAGAUCCCAUCCACAGAAGUACAGAUGAUGUCUCCAGAGGUGACCAAUCUCACGGCCGUGACAGAAUUCGUCCUCCUGGGGUUCCCCACUCAGGGGACCAUGGGCUUCUUGCACCCGCUGCUCUUCUCCCUGGUCUACCUGUGCGCCCUGCUGGGGAACGGACUCAUCGUCCUCAUCACCACCCUGGACCGGCACCUCCACACCCCCAUGUACUUCUUCCUGAGGAGUCUGUCCUUCUCGGACCUCUGCCUCAUCACAACCACGGUGCCCAAGUCCAUUGCCAACUCUCUGAGGCACAGCAGCUCCAUCUCCUUCCCUGGCUGUGUCGUCCAGGUCUUCAUGAUGGUUUUUUCGGCAGGUGCAGAGAUGACCCUGCUCACGGUGAUGAGCCUUGACCGCUAUGCUGCAAUCUGCCAACCCCUGCACUAUGAUGUCAUCAUGAGCAGGGACAGGUGUGUGCAGCUGACAGCUGUGUCCUGGCUGGGUGGGGGUCUCUAUGCUGUGAUGAACACAGCUGGAACCUUCUCCUUGUCCUACUGUGGGUCCAACGUGGUCCACCAGUUCUUCUGUGACGUCCCCCAGUUGUUGGCUAUUUCCUGCUCAGGAAAUCUAAUGAACAAACUUGUCCCCAUUCUCAUUAGUGUGGUGUUGAGUACCUGCUAUUUCAUUUUCAUCAUCAUUUCCUAUGUCCACAUCUUCUCUGCUGUCAGGAAGAUCCCAUCCACAGAAGGUAAGGCCAAAGUCUACUCCACCUGCCUGCCCCACCUGCUGGUUGUGGUGCUGUUUGUCUCCACUGGAUUCUUUGCUUAUCUGAAGCCGACCUCAGAGACCCCGUCCAUGUCUGACCUGGUCAUUUCUAUGUUCUACACGAUGGUACCCCCCACCUUUAAUCCGGUCAUAUACAGUCUGAGAAACCAAGCCAUGAAGUCGGCUGUUGGGAGACUGAUGAAGGGGAGACUCACCAAAAUGUAAUAGAGAAGAUGACUUCAUGACUCCAUUAUGAGACACAUAUUUUAAAUCUUCACAUCAUUCUCCCCUUUAUAUUUGUAUAGUUACA